AUGAAGACUACUGCAAGGAACGUGAUAAGAGAUCACUACAUCAAAAUGGUGUCAACUGCCGAUGCAUUGCAAAAAACUAUACAAUUAAAUGAUGGUAACAGGAUACCAAUACUCUCGUUUGGUACUUUUGGAAAAAGACAAGAUAUUCCUCGCAUUAAAGAGGCGGUGAUCCAAGCUAUUGAAGCAGGAUAUAGACAAAUUGAUACAGCCCAUGCGUACCAAAAUUAUGAAGAAAUUGGUGAAGCGAUUGCUGAUGUUAUAAGUCGUGGCAUAGUUAAGAGAGAAGACUUAUGGAUUACUACAAAGGUUCCAUUCAGAGUUGGUGAUAGACAUGGAGUACUUCCAGCGAUAUUAACAUCUCUACUAAAAUUGAAGUUGAGUUAUAUAGAUUUGUAUCUAAUACAUUCGCCCGAAAAUCUGUUCUUCCUUGAAACACAUGAUUACCUAGAUGUGUGGAAAGGCAUGGAGGACGUUAAGAAGUUAAACUUGACAAGAUCUAUUGGCGUAUCAAAUUUUAAAAGUUCGCACAUAAAUAGACUUCUGGUUCAUUCAAAUACAGUACCAUCUGUUAAUCAAAUCGAGGUUCAUCCUACUUAUACAGACUUAGAACUUGUAUCAUAUUGUCAAAGCCUAAACAUUACAGUUCUGUCUUAUGCACCAUUUGGAUUCAUGGUACCGAGAGGAUUCGUAUAUAAUCCAACGAAAUCAACGUUUAAAGAACCGGUACUAGUGAGAAUAGCAAAUAAAUAUGGGAAAACCUCUAGUCAAGUCGUUCUACGAUACUUGAUGGACCGUGGAACAAUACCAAUUCCAAGAUCAACAAACGCAGAACGAAUUAAAUUAAAUAUUGACAUAUUUGAUUUCCGUCUCACUACAGAAGAAAUUAACUUAAUCAACGAACUUAACGAAGGAGCUAAAGUGUACAAUUUUGAUCCAUUGUCUUUUUUUGUAAUGACGAUUUACUUUAGUUUAUUCUGAUAUGAAACUUGUAUCAAUUAUGAUACUGGUGUUCGCUUAGUGCCUGAAACUGAUCCAUAGUCAUAAUUGAAAUGCAUUUCGAACUUUUCUAUUUAAUCUUAUUUUUGUAU
Molecule: messenger RNA, 1088 nt
Organism: Nymphalis io (European peacock)
Lineage: Eukaryota; Metazoa; Arthropoda; Insecta; Lepidoptera; Nymphalidae
Product: aldo-keto reductase AKR2E4-like
Exons: 7
Coding region: 1-978 (325 amino acids)
Molecular function (GO): oxidoreductase activity
Source: RefSeq, a predicted model, not a curated record